UUUUUCUCCCUCUCUCCCUUCCCUUUCGAUCCACUACAGUGCACUAAGGCCUUCGUCAGCGAAGCCGCGUGGGUCAGCUGUGUUGCCUGAACUUCCGUAUUUCACCCGACGAACUUGCGCAACCCUAGGAUACCACGAUGAAGAGCAGCAUGAACGCGAAGCAGAUACGGCAGGCCUAUAUCGACUUCUUCAAGAGCAAGGGUCACGAAUAUGUCCACUCGAGCUCGACGAUACCCCACGACGAUCCGACCUUGCUCUUCACGAAUGCCGGAAUGAAUCAGUUUAAACCGAUAUUCUUGGGAACAGUUGAUCCCAACAGUGAUAUGGCGAGAUGGGUGCGCGUUGUUAACAGCCAGAAGUGUAUUCGAGCUGGUGGAAAGCACAACGAUCUGGACGACGUUGGUAAAGAUGUUUAUCAUCAUACUUUCUUCGAGAUGAUGGGAAACUGGUCCUUCGGCGAUUACUUCAAGAAAGAGAUAUGCGCCUGGGCCUGGGAAUUUUUGACAGAUGUGAUGAAACUACCGGUUGACAGAUUGUAUGUGACAUACUUUGGUGGGGAUGAUAAGAGUGGAUUGGCGCCGGACAACGAGUGCAAGGAUCUGUGGCUUUCUCUUGGAGUACCUGCCUCGCACGUUUUGCCGGGCAACAUGAAGGAUAACUUUUGGGAAAUGGGCGAAACUGGGCCGUGCGGACCAUGCAGUGAAUUACAUUACGAUCGUAUUGGUGGUAGAGAGGCAGCUCACCUUGUAAACAUGGAUGAUCCCGAUGUGCUAGAAAUCUGGAAUCUCGUAUUCAUUCAAUAUAAUAGAGAAUCAGACGGCAGUCUUAAACCGUUACCAAAAAAGCAUAUAGACUGCGGCUUAGGUUUAGAACGACUAGUAUCAGUGAUUCAAAAUAAACGCGCUAAUUACGAUACUGAUCUAUUCAUGCCUUUGUUCGCCGCGAUUGAGAAAAGUACAGGCGCUCCACCCUAUCAAGGCAAAGUAGGAGCUGACGAUGUUAACGGAAUCGAUAUGGCGUAUAGAGUUUUGGCUGAUCACGCUCGAACUAUCACAAUUGCUUUGGCGGAUGGAGGAAUGCCUGAUAACACUGGUAGAGGAUACGUGCUAAGAAGAAUUUUACGGCGUGCCGUACGCUACGCAACUGAGAAAUUAAAUGCUAAGCCAGGAUUCUUUGGAUCUCUCGUAAACGUAGUGGUGGAUCUUCUCGGUGAAGUUUUUCCAGAAGUAAAGAAAGAUCCACAAAGUAUUGUUGACGUCAUCAACGAGGAAGAGGCUCAAUUUUUGAAAACUCUAUCGCGGGGUCGUAACUUGCUGAAUAGGACGAUAGCAAAGCUGGAAUCGGCUAACACUGUGCCAGGUGAUGUCGCGUGGCGCUUAUACGAUACUUACGGUUUCCCGAUAGAUCUCACUCAGCUAAUGACCGAGGAGAAAGGAUUGAAAAUUGACAUGGCAGGCUAUGAAGAAUCUAAGAAACAAGCGCAGUUAAUUUCUCAAAAUAAAGCCGGUGGUGUAGACGAUCAAAUUAAUUUGGAUGUCCAUGCCAUUACUGAACUGCAAAAGCAAGGCGUUAAACCUACAGACGAUUCUCCUAAAUAUAAUUACAAAGUAACAAACUCUGUUAAAUAUGAGGAAUAUGAAUUUGCACCCUGCACUGGUACCGUAAUCGCAUUAAGACGCGCCAAGACUUUUGUCGACCAAGUAUCUUCUGGCGAAGAAGUUGGAAUUUUACUGGACAGGACGAACUUUUACGCGGAGCAAGGAGGACAGAUAUACGAUGAGGGAUUUUUAGUGAAAGUCGAUGAUGAGGCUACAGAGAUUCGCGUGAAGAACGUUCAAGUCAGAGCCGGUUAUGUGUUACACAUUGGUACCGUGGGCGAAGGCACAUUAAGAAAGGGAGAUAAAGUCCACGCGAAUGUGGAUACAGAACGUAGACGGCUUGUGAUGGCUAAUCAUAGUGCCACGCACGCCCUGAAUUAUGCGCUUAGGAAGGUCUUGGGAACGGAAGCCGAUCAGAAAGGAUCAUUGGUUGCACCUGAUAGGCUUCGCUUUGACUUUACGAACAAAGGACCAAUGACGGGAGGACAAUUGAAAGACACGGAAUCAUUUACCAACGACAUGAUCCAAGCAAACAAGAAAAUUUACGCUAAGGAAAGCAACUUGGCUAUAGCAAAAACUAUUCAGGGUUUGCGUGCGAUGUUUGAAGAGACGUAUCCUGAUCCGGUACGUGUUGUUAGUAUGGGCAUACCGGUUGAGAAUCUAGAAAAGGAUCCCUUGAGUACAGCUGCUCUUGAAACCAGCGUGGAAUUUUGUGGGGGAACGCACUUACAUUACACUGGUCACAUAGGUGAUUUUGUAAUAGCCAGUGAAGAUGCUAUCGCUAAAGGUAUCAGACGCAUAGUAGCGCUCACUGGACCGGAAGCGACAAAAGCAUUAAGAACGGCAAGGAUCUUGGAAAAACAGUUAUCUCAGCUUCAGGCAACGAUAGAAACUGAUAAGUCUGGAACGAACUCUAAGGAAUAUGUGAAAAAGAUAAUAGAACUAACGGAGGAGAUAUCCCAUGCUCUCAUUCCUGCAUGGUGGAAGGAUAACGUGCGCAACACGUUGAAAGAAUUAAAGAAGUCUCUCGACGAUAAAGAACGGGCAGUUAGGGCAGCUGUCACCACCACGGUUGUACAAACUGCUCAGUCUAUAAUAGAGUCUAAAGUGGGAUGCCAAGUGUUAGUCGAGGUGCUGGAAGCCUACAAUAAUACGAAAGCUCUAGAUUUGGCAUUGAAGAAAAUCAGAGCUAUAUCGCCAGAAACUAGUGCCUUGCUUAUAAGCGUCGAUCAUGAUGUCAAGAAGAUAUUCGCUCUCAGUUCUGUUCCCAAAUCCGCGAUAUCCAAAGGGCUAAAGGCAAAUGAAUGGAUUCAGGCAAUUGCGUCUUUGAUGCAAGGUAAAGGAGGUGGAAAACCCGAAUCUGCGCAAGCUUCGGGCACAAAUAUAGCAUGUUUGAAAAAAAUAGUAAGCAAAGCCAAUGACUUUGCCAACCAAAAGCUUGGGAUUAUAGACAAUAAAACUGCUAAUAAUACUACUCGUAAGACCUCCGAAACUUUUCGAUUACUUAACACGGAAUCUUCGUCAAAAUUGGUACUUUACGGGAACACUGGGAGCACUAAAUGCUAUUUAGCACAAAUAAUCGCACAAUACAGCGGCAAAUGUUUGACUAUUAAGCAAGUUAAAGAUAACAAAAUAUGUUCUAGCGACAUAAUUUUAGAAACAGCAGAUGUUACGUUACACAAUAGCAAUGCCAUUGCGUUCUUUUUGUCAAAUUCGCAGCUACGGUGUGAAGACGAUUUGUUCGCAUCCAGUCAAGUUUUGCAAUGGAUGAGUUACGCGCAAAACCACAUUUUACCAGCGGUUAGUGGUUGGGUAGUACCGUCACUUGGCGUUUCUGUAUCGAAAGAUAUGAAAGCAAAUAUGAAAAUUUCUAAGGAAGAUCUUCUUUGCACUGUGAGAAGGCUGGAUGAUAUACUACGUACGAGGACGUACCUGAUAGGAGAAAGGGUCACUCUUGCGGAUAUAUCAGUUUUUACAGCGUUGCUGCCUUUGUACGAAUAUGUGUUUGAUCCGCAUUAUAGAAAGCAAUAUACGAAUUUAAACAGGUGGUUUUCGACCAUCCUGAAUCAACCGCAAGUAAAAUGUGUAGUAAAGAAUUUUGCAUUUUGCGAAGAAGCUACGCGCUGUUGACGCUUGCGAUAAGGACUCUCAUUUUUAUACACGUCUUUAACAGAUUUAUUAUAUAAGAAUUACAUCGAAAGUUCAGUGUUUUCUUCUGCGUUAACU
Molecule: messenger RNA, 3824 nt
Organism: Temnothorax curvispinosus
Lineage: Eukaryota; Metazoa; Arthropoda; Insecta; Hymenoptera; Formicidae
Gene: AlaRS
Product: alanine--tRNA ligase, cytoplasmic
Exons: 15
Coding region: 138-3728 (1196 amino acids)
Biological process (GO): alanyl-tRNA aminoacylation; tRNA modification
Cellular component (GO): mitochondrion; cytoplasm
Molecular function (GO): ATP binding; nucleic acid binding; amino acid binding
Source: RefSeq, a predicted model, not a curated record